Callorhinchus milii (elephant shark) is the source of this 5065-nucleotide messenger RNA. RefSeq names its product ATPase phospholipid transporting 10A (gene atp10a). The transcript is spliced from 22 exons. NCBI's taxonomy places the organism in Eukaryota, Metazoa, Chordata, Chondrichthyes, Chimaeriformes, Callorhinchidae. Bases 483 to 4829 code for a protein of 1448 amino acids. Gene Ontology annotation, molecular function: magnesium ion binding; ATP hydrolysis activity; ATP binding. Gene Ontology annotation, biological process: phospholipid translocation. Gene Ontology annotation, cellular component: plasma membrane. The record is from RefSeq and is a predicted model, not a curated record.
CACACACUCAAAGAGAGAGACACACACAGACUCACACAGACAAACACAGACGCACUCCUCUUUCUAAAGCCAAAGGAGGGCAAAAAGAAAAAGCAGUGAGCAGUGAAAACAGAAUGGGAAAAUGAAUGAACUAAACUAGUUCACAGCCACACACAGACACACACACUGGAGUUUACAACACCCACAGAGACACAUAGAAAACAUACACACACACACUGAAAUGUGUGUGUUCCCAUUCAGCAUAGUUAUGAUAACCUGAGAGAGAGAGAGAGAAAGUGAGUGUUUGUUUUAUUUGGGGAUCAGAUCAUUUUGGGGAGGGAUUUAAGUGCUGGAGAGUUUUCCGUUGAAGGGAGAUGAGGAGUAUUUUCUGAGAGAGGGAGUAUUUUGGAGUGGAGGGUGCUUUAUUGUGGUUUCAUUGAUGUUUAAGCGUCUGUUGUGUGUGAGAGAGAGUGAGCCAGAGAGAAAGAGAGAGAGAGUAAGGGAUGGAUCGAGGGAAAGCGUUGGAGGAGAGCGGAGAUGUUGGGACCAGAUGCAAGGAGAGAAGGAGAAAGAGGAGGACAGGAGAAGGAGGGAAGAGAAAGACCAAGACCCGCAUUGUCUACUCCAACCUCUGGCUCAGAGGCAGCAAAGAGGAACAGAGGACAAGAUGGUGUUGUAGUCGCAGCAGAAGGAGACACCCUGACAACAGGGUGAGGACCACCAGAUACACUCUCCUCUCCUUCUUUCCCAAGAACCUCCUCGAGCAGUUCCACCGCUUCGCCAAUGUCUACUUUGUGCUGAUGGCUCUGCUCAACUUCGUGCCCCUGGUGGGUGCUUUCCUGCCUCACCUCUCAGUGGCCCCCAUCGCUUUCAUCCUGGCUGUGGCUGCGUUCAAAGACCUAUGGGAGGAUUACAGAAGGUAUCGGUCGGACAGGGAAGUCAAUUCCAUGGACUGUCUGGUUUUCUGCAGGAAUGAAAAGAAAUACGUGGAGAAAUACUGGAAAGAAGUGGAGGUUGGGGACUUUGUGCGCCUGAGAUGUAAUGAGAUCAUUCCCGCUGACAUCCUCCUGUUGAACUCCAGCGACCCUGAUGGGCUUUGCCACAUCGAAACCGCCAACCUGGACGGAGAGACCAACCUGAAGCAGAGGCAGGUUGUUAAAGGUUUCUCAGAGAUGGAGACCGAGUUUGACCCCAUGAAGUUUAACAGCGUAAUCGAAUGUGAAAAGCCGAACAACAAUCUCAACAGAUUUCAAGGCCACAUAGUGUACAAAAGUGGGAACCGAGCUGGACUUAAUAAAGAAAAUCUCUUACUCCGAGGAUGCACCAUUAGGAACACGGAAGAGGUGGUGGGAAUAGUGAUCUAUGCAGGUCAUGAUACCAAAGCGAUGCUGAAUAACAAUGGGCCACGUUACAAACGCAGCAAGCUGGAGAGACGCAUGAAUGUAGAUGUCUUCUGGUGUGUGAUCAUACUUAUCGCUAUGUGCCUCUUUUCUGCCAUCUGUCACGGACUGUGGGUAGCUCAGUACGGAGAUCAGCGGCCAGCAUUUGAUGUUCCCGACUCCAGUGGAACCCAAUUACCUCCGACUUUAUCUGGAUUGUAUUUGUUCUUCACAAUGAUAAUUGUGCUCCAGGUGCUGAUUCCAAUUUCACUCUACGUUUCCAUCGAAGUUGUUAAAAUUUGCCAAGUCUUUUUCAUCCACCAAGACGUGGACCUGUACGAUGAAGAGACUGACUCUCACCUGCAGUGCCGGGCGCUGAACAUCACCGAGGACCUAGGGCAGAUCCAAUACAUCUUCUCUGACAAAACCGGCACAUUGACAGAGAACAAGAUGGUUUUCAGAAGGUGCACGGUGGCUGGGGUCGAGUACUCACACGACGCCAAUGCUCGGCGAUUGGCAAUGUACCAGGAGCCGGAGUCCGAGGAUGAGGAGUGCACCUCGAAGGCAGGGACGAUCCCGAGGUGUGACAGCACAUCCAGUUACCAGAGCACCAAAGUCAUUUUCAGGAGCCAGAGCACCAAAUCCCACCGCAGGACUGGUAGCAGGGCAGAAGCCAAGAGGGCAAGCAUCCUCUCCAAACACACUGCGUUCAGCAGCCCAAUGGAAAAAGACAUUACGCCUGAUCCUCAGUUACUGGAGAAGGUGAACGAAUGUGCCAGCCAGCUAGAGGCUCUGAGACGACAGGGGAUGCCAAUGAACCAGCUAUCCCCUGAACUGUCGGACAUCAUUGAUUUUUUAACAGCGUUGACUGUCUGCAACACUGUGGUGGUUUCAUCACCUGGUCAGCCACGACACAAGGUGCGUGACCGUUUCGAGCUCAAGUCUCCCGUGAAGACGCUGGAAGAUUUCAUCAAGCGCUUCACCCCGAGUCGCCUGACCUCAGCCUCCAACAGCUCAGCCAGUAUUGUGAGCGGUAAAUCUCUGUACCGCGUCUCCUCCGGCACCAUAUCCUGGCCCUCCCCGGACGUCAACUCACUCAAACUAGGCGAGGGGUUUGGAGUCUCGUCCCCCAGGCAGGAGAGCGAGGAUCUGCUCCAGCCCGGGGUCCCCGGGGGCGAGGUGAAAGAGAGCGAGCUGCGGUAUGAGGCGGAGAGUCCUGACGAGGCUGCCCUGGUGUAUGCAGCGCGGGCUUAUAGCUGUGCCCUGGUGGGGAGGCUGCCUGAGCAGGUGACGUUGGAGCUGCCUUAUGUGGGGAAGCUAACGUUCGAGCUCCUGCACACGCUGGGCUUCGAUGCCACCAGGAAACGCAUGUCGGUGGUGGUGAGACACCCUCUGACCCAGGACAUUGUGGUUUACACCAAAGGAGCUGAUUCAGUCAUCAUGGACCUCCUCCGCCCUUGUUCCACAGAUGACCACACGGUUAAAUUCCGAAGAGACCUCCGAUACAAAACCCAGAUGUAUCUAAACCAGUAUGCUAAGGAUGGACUUCGAACUCUUUGUAUCGCUAAAAGGGUCCUAAGAAAAGAAGAAUACGCAAGCUGGCUAGAGAACCAUUUAAAAGCGGAAUCGUCUAUUGAUAAGCGCGAUGAGCUGCUGUUCCAGUCAGCAGUUCACUUGGAGACUGACCUUCAGCUGUUAGGUGCCACCGGGAUUGAGGACCGGCUGCAGGAUGGGGUGCCGGAAACCAUUGCGAGCCUGCGCAAAGCUGGGUUGCAGAUCUGGGUCCUCACAGGAGACAAGCAGGAGACAGCGAUCAACAUCGCUUACUCCUGCAGACUGCUGAAACACGAUGAGGAGAUCCUCACCCUAAAUGCCGACUCUCGUGAGGCCUGUGCUGCUUUGCUGGACCAGAGUUUACAUCGCAUUCGGUUGAGCAGUCCGUGCAACGUGUACUUCAGCACUGCUGGGGCCACUUCCGCAGACAUUGCGUCUGUGAACAGAACCUCGGUGUCUGCGGUGAAUUCCCAGCCGAGCUUUGGCUUAGUGAUCGACGGGAAGACUCUGUGCUUUGCUCUGGACAACAGCCUGGAGGACAAGUUCCUCAGGCUCGCGAAAAGCUGCCGCUCGGUCCUGUGCUGCCGAUUCACGCCGUUACAGAAAAGCAUGGUGGUCAGAAUGGUUCAGAACAAACUGAAAGUAAUGACCUUGGCAAUAGGUGACGGGGCGAAUGAUGUGAGCAUGAUCCAGGUUGCUGAUGUGGGAGUGGGAAUCUCUGGCCAGGAAGGCAUACAGGCGGUCAUGGCGAGCGACUUUGCCAUCGCGCGAUUCCGUCACUUGCAAAAACUCCUGCUUGUCCACGGACAUUGGUGCUAUGCCAGGCUUGCCAACAUGGUGCUGUACUUCUUCUACAAAAACGCGAUGUUUGUCACCCUCCUUUUCUGGUACCAGUUUUUCUGUGGCUUCUCGGGAUCAGCAAUGAUAGACCAAUGGUACCUCAUCUUCUUUAAUCUUCUCUUCUCAUCGAUCCCUCAACUCAUUACUGGAGUGCUGGAUAAGGAUGUGUCGGCAGAGACCUUGCUUACCCUGCCUCACCUCUACAAAAGUGGUCAAAACUCUGAGGAAUACAAGCCAUACAUGUUCUGGAUCAACAUGUUUGAUGCUCUUUACCAAAGUCUGGUCUGUUUCUUCAUUCCCUAUUUGGUCUAUGUGGACUCAGAUGUUGAUGUUUUUACCUGGGGAACACCCAUCACCACACUGGCUCUCUUCACUGUCUUAAUGCAUUUGUGCAUCGAAACCAAAACCUGGACCUGGAUUCACGUGGCCUCCCUCACUUUCAGUAUUCUUCUCUACGUGACAGUCGCCUUAAUUUAUAAUGCUGGUUGUUCCAGCUGUUUCCCUCCAUCCAAUCCCUACUGGACGAUGCAGAGAUUGUUGAAAGAUCCAAUGUUUUACCUGAUCUGUAUUAUUACACCAGUAAUAGCAUUACUCCCGAGGUACCUUUACAGAAUCCUUCAGGGCACCUUGUUCCCAACCCCCACCCAGCGAGGCCGUGAGAUAGACCACCUUCACCCUGAGGCCCGUGGCCAUGUCUUCAAUCAGUGGAACAUGGGGGUCAAUCCCUCCUUUACACCAAAGCCUGGUCUCACAUCCCCGCUUUCAAAGGACUCCGAUAGCGGAGCGGACAAUUUCUCUUCCAGCAACAUCCAAAGAGUUUCCCUGGACAGUAACAAAACCUGGAAUGGUCCAAUAAAAAAGCAACUGGAGUUACAGGAUAACAGUUUACCCACAUUGGAGCUUACUGAAGGUACAGGAAACGACAGGAACGCUAACAGAUAUUCCUCUGAAAACCCCCAACACUCAACAUCACCAGAUCAAGACCCGUGUCAGGGCUCAAGGUCCGUUAUCCUAGAGACAAGAAGCUCACAAGCUGGGCGUUGUUUCAGCUACAGCGUCCCCUUCCCAGGAAGCUGAGGUGCGGUUGGAGCCUUGGCCCUCAGUGGGGGCAGAGAGGACCUUUGUUUAUUAAACCUGAGGUGACCAGGGCCGUCCUCUGCAACUGACCCACGGUGUUUCCUGAACUCAACACGGAACAGUUUACAAAAUGGGGGCUGCGGCCCUGAGCCAGGUAACUGUGGGACCAGAACAGAUGGCGUUCCCAUGAAGAGCCUCUCAGCGGGCACACGUGACUGACAACACGUGAUAGACAC